AAUCAGUAGACUACCGCUUCCCCACCGACUUUCUCACCACCACCACCCAAAACAACAUGCAAUAACAUCAACUAAGAACUGCCUAGCACCUCCACCUCCCCCACUUUUCCAUCUCCCUCAACUUCUCCAUUAAUGGUUAAACCUCUACCUCUCCUCCUCCUCCUCCUCACCAUCAACACCACCACUUCAUCAUCAUCAUCAUCAUCAUCAUCAUCAUCAUCAGAGAAACUCAAAAGAGUGAAAAACAAAAAGCUAACACACUUCACAGAGUACUGGCAUGACAUAGUGAGCGGCCCCAACCCAUCCGGUGCCAUGGUGGCCCAAGCUCCGACCACCAACACCUCCACCACCUCCUUCGGCCUCGUUCGCAUCAUUGACAACCCUCUCACCAAAGGCCCAACCAUGUCCUCCGAUCUCCUCGGCCGUGCUCAGGGCUUCUACGCUUUCACUUCUUUGGAGUCUGUUGGCCUUUUCAUGGCCAUGAACUUUAUCUUCACUUCCGGCAAGUAUAACGGCAGCACUGUCACCAUUCUUGGGCGGGAUGAGAUCUUCACUGACGUCCGAGAGAUGCCGGUCAUCGGCGGCAGUGGCCUUUUCCGGUGGGCUCAGGGGUAUGCUCAGGCCAGGACUAGCAUAGUCAAUAUGACUACUCAUGAUGCUGUUGUUAAGUAUGAUGUGCAUGUAAUGCAUUACUAAUUAAUUAUUUCAUCUUUAUCAAUUUCUUUUUUAUUUAUAGGCAUAUUUCUAUGCUAGAAUCUCAAACCAAAACCUUAUUAUGCAAAUUUAAUCUUUAAUUUUUAUUGACUAAAAGAAAAUAAAAUUUAUCCUCCAUAUUGUUUUGGGAGACGUACAUCAAGGAACAUAUAUUCUUCAUGGAAGUGAAGGGGGCAGCUUGCUUCAUUUACAAGACGAAUUAUAUCCCUCUUAAUAUAUUUUUGCAUAUUGUUCCAAUGCCACUCAUUAAUUAAUGAAUACCAUAAGACCAGUGCAAUCCACACACACACACAGAGACAGAUUUAUUGGUUUGCAUUCCUGUUUACAGCCAUACUGUAUAAAAAAAGCAGAGACUUAUGAGUACAAAUAAGCAGCUUAGGGACCAGUAAUUGGUCCUGGUGAAGGAGGAGGUGGUGGGGGGCUGUAAGGUCUAAGCGCUUCCAAAGAACGCCUGUAUGCAUAAAUCUGGGAU
Dioscorea cayenensis subsp. rotundata (Guinea yam) is the source of this 1186-nucleotide messenger RNA. Its product is annotated as dirigent protein 19-like. The record is from RefSeq and is a predicted model, not a curated record. The transcript has a single exon. Lineage: Eukaryota; Viridiplantae; Streptophyta; Magnoliopsida; Dioscoreales; Dioscoreaceae. Bases 133 to 696 code for a protein of 187 amino acids.